Molecule: messenger RNA, 2580 nt
Organism: Erpetoichthys calabaricus (reedfish)
Lineage: Eukaryota; Metazoa; Chordata; Cladistia; Polypteriformes; Polypteridae
Product: doublecortin domain-containing protein 2-like
Exons: 11
Coding region: 371-1954 (527 amino acids)
Biological process (GO): regulation of cilium assembly; neuron migration; cilium assembly
Cellular component (GO): axoneme; microtubule organizing center; kinocilium
Source: RefSeq, a predicted model, not a curated record
UCUCCAGCCGGGUGGCAGCAGUGGGAUGUACAGUAGUGCAGCUCUACCUGCGCUACACACCUGAUGUUUAUUUCUGUUUUGACGCCGCUCAUUUGUGCUUUUCUGAGCGUUCGUGACUUGACUAAAGCGUCGGGCAUAAGCAGGACAUCGGCAGGCUUCUUGACUUGAUGCUCACCAAUUAGUGAAAACGAUCGUAUUGCUUACUUUUUUAUGCGCGUGGUUCUUGCGGGCACAUGUUUAUGACAGCUUACAAAUGAGCGUCUUGUUGCCAUGUCAUGAAGGCAGCACAUUUCCAGUCUAGGAGGACCUGACAGAUUAUCUUGUUUAGAAAGGUACUACUAAAUAAAUUACAGCUCUCUCUGACGAGGCCAUGAGCGCCACCGACCGACCCAACUUCCUCUCACAGCCAGUUGUGAAGAGCGUCCAUCUCUAUCGAAACGGGGACCCCUACUUUCAGGGACGGAAAAUUGUGGUCAACGAAAAGAGGGUGUGCAAUUUCGAGAGUUUCCUGAAAGAGGCAACCUCCGGUGUACAGGCAUCUUUCGGAGCUGUGAGGAACAUCUACACACCUAGCGAGGGACAUCGAGUGGACGCGCUAGAGGAGCUGGAGAGCGGCCAGCAUUACGUGGCUGCCGGCCGGGAAAAGUUUAAAAAGCUCGAUUAUCUGCAAAUUGGAUCAAAGAAGAAAAAUUCAAUUCAGAACAGUAAUAUACAGACCAACCUCAUGGAUGAUUCCCAAAGAAGUAAAGACAUAAAACCAGUGGCCCACAGCAGAAUUGUCGUUUCGGCGAGAUUCUUGAGGCCUAUUCAGGAGCCAUGUGCUAUUUUCUUGGUUGCAAAUGGAGAUGUCCUAAACAUGCCGGUCCGACUCUUAAUCCCCAGGAAGAUUCUCGCUCAGUGGGAACACAUUCUCGAGAUGGUCACAGAGAAGAUGAGAGUCAGGAUUCUCGGAGCUGUGCACAGCCUGUUCACUUUUGAUGGAAAACACAUCAUGGAAGCCAAAGACCUGGAAAAUGGACAGUUUUAUGUAGCUGUUGGUCGAGAGAGGUUUAAAAAACUUGCAUAUAGUGACCUUCUUUUUACAAAGCCAGCACCAAUAAGAAGAUAUAAUGGGUCUAAAGCAGCAUCACUACCACCUUUAUACAGAUAUGAAAAUCACAAAGAAGGUCUGGCUGGCCGACAAAGCAAGUCAACAGGUGGAUCAAGCGAUGCAUCACCUCAGCCCCCAAAAAGAAAAGGCAAGAAGGAGCAGUUGUCCCCAGCAGAAGAAGUGGGUUUGCAUGGAAAGCCUGUCAGGGUCAAAUGGAAGCGGAAUGGGAUUACUGCACCCAUUUACCAUCGUAACAGUGACAAACCUUCCAAAGCUUACGACGAAAGGCCUGAAUCGAGAGACGCCGGAGAGGUAGAAGAAGCAGAAUUCUUGCAAGUGGAUAUUCCUGUUGACCAGAGAGCUGCCGAGAUCGUGAAUGAUGAAGAGUAUGAAGAAUCCCAUGAUCAAGAAUAUGAAGAAAACUGUAUUGAUAAUGGAGGGGAUCCCGAAGUAAACACUUUGGAUGAUGUUUGUAAUGAGGAUAACCAAACAUCUGAGGAACCCCUUCAGGAAGAUAAUGGAGUAGAAGAAGAAGAAAUUGAGGAAGUAGAGGGAAAAAAUGAGGUAGAAGAAGAUCAACAUGAAGAAGAGGAAGAAGAGGACCAAGAAGAGGUGCAGGAAUCUCAUCAAAGUGAUGCUGAUAACAUGAGCCCAGGACCAGAAGAUGUAAACCCAGAAGAGGAGGCAGAUGAAGACGAUGAAGCCCAAAUGGAUCAUCCAGAAAAUGUGGAAGAGGAGGAAGAGGAGGAGACCAGUGUUCUUGGAGAGGUUAACAGUCCGUCCAGAGUAAGCGAAGCUCCAUCCAUUCCUGACAGUGAAAGAAACGAAAGUAGAGAGCGAAAAGAAGGAGAAGAAGAAGAAUAAAGAAAAAUCCAGACAAUGACCAUCCAGCAUAUCACGAUACUCUAAAAGAUACAAAAUGGUGGGAGGUGGACACCCAUCUGGGGCACAAUGAUUGUAAGGUAUCCAGAUGCACAAGUUAUGAAUAUUAGAGCACAGAGAGGCAUUCGAUUAAGGCAAAGUAGUAAAGCUUCUUGUUUGGAGUGCGUCACAAAACACAUCGAUAAUUGUCUACGCUAGUAGAAUUGUGGUUUUCAAACUCAGUUGUGGUGAACGCUUGUGACUGCUGCUUUUUAAUUAAAACACAUUUCUAAAUUAGAAGCCAAUCCCUUACACUCGCUGACACAUUUCCCUGUUGACUGUCUUAAUUGUUUAGGUGUUUAAUUUUCAGAAAGUGUUAGGAGUUAUAAUAUUAUUUUAAUUACUGUGCUUAGGAACAUUUUUAAUAAUGUUAUAUUUUUUACAUUUUUAAUUUAAUUUACUUAGUUGUACAAAUUUUGAACCGUUGGGUGUUUAAAUUGCUAAAAAUUAACUACCACUUAUAAACGAGUAGCAGAAGAUUUCUGGUAGACCCAGAAGACCCAGGGCCGUCUUAACAGCGUCAUAGGCCCCCUGACAAAGUAGUGUGCUGGGACCCCUGUUUUAAUAGC